AUGACCAAUGAGCAGCGCUACCUCGGCACCCAUGCUGCCAAGCAGGUGCUUGGGGUCUGUGGGGCCACCCUCAGACAAUGGGCCGACUCGGGCCUCAUCACCUCCUUCAAGACCCCAGGGGGCAAGUACAGGUAUCUCAUCGACAACGUCAUCUCAGGGGGCUCAGCGGACACAAGGGCCGAGGAGCUCCAGAGGCCCGCAACGGAGAAGCAGAAGGUCUGCUACUGCAGGGUCUCAAGCCUUGGCCAGAAGGCCGACCUGGAUCGCCAAGCCCAGUACAUGCAGUCCAGAUACCCAGAGCACACAAUUAUCCGAGACAUCGGCUCAGGCAUCAACUUCAAGAGGAAGGGCCUUCAGACCAUUUUGGAACUCGCAUUCAGAGGCCGCCUCGAGGAGGUUGUGGUUGCCUACCGUGACCGGCUGUGCCGCUUUGCCUACGAAUUGGUCGCCUGGAUCUUUCAUCAGCAUGGCGUCAGGCUCGUGGUACUCAAUGAAGAGGAAGGGCGGACGAUCCUGAAGCGCUGGUUCGGUUGUGCCAGGAAGACAUACAACAUGGCCCUCGAAGCGCUCAAGAAGCGCACAGCCCACAAGCGGACGGAGGCUUGGCUCAAGAACCGCUUCACCAGGGCCUCUAACGUGUCGAAGGCCAAUUCGUUCCUCCUUGACACGCCGACUCAUGUCCGGGACGGGGCUAUUGCUGACUUGAUGAAGGGCCUGAGGAACGAGGUCGCAAAGAAGCGCAAGAACGGCUCUCACGCCUUCGAGAUGAGAUACCGGUCAAAGAAGGAAGUUCAGAGCUUAUAUCUGGAGAAGACGGCCAUCAAGAAGCUCAUCCAUGCAGAUUCCCAUUCUGACUUCCUCUCGAUGUAUCCGACUCACGUCACCAAUGCAAUUUUCCUUAUCUCCAAGAAAGCCUCCUUACUGAACUGCCGAGGCAAAGUUUCCUUUGACGCGCGCCUCGUGAUGGACAAGCUGGGUCACUUUCACAUCCACGCCACUGUUGAGAAGGAUGAGAUCCCUUCCGAGAACCAAGGAAGGGGUAUUGUUGCUCUUGAUCCAGGGGUGAGGACUUUCAUGACCGCCUACAGCCCAUCCGACAACGUGGCCUUUCAGAUCGCUCCAGGGUGCAUUCAGCGCAUGGUUCGGCUCGAGCACCAUAUUGACCGACUGCGCUCAGAGAUCUCUCUGCUUCCUCCUCAAUGCAAAGGACGAGCUCGUAGGAUGCGCAAGGCAGCCUUAAGGCUGCAUAAACGAGUCUCGAACCUCACAUCUGAGGUGCAUUGGAAGGUGGCACAGUUCUUGACCGAUCGGUUCCAGACAAUUGUUCUGCCCCCUUUUGCAACUCAAGAGAUGUGCUCAAGGACCGGGGACAGACAAAGGAGGAUCGGCAAGAGCACGAGCCGCAAGAUGCACCUUUGGGGCCACUACACGUUCCGCACAAGGUUGGCAAUGAAGUGCAAGGAGCGUGGAUGCGAUCUGAAGGUUCUCGAUGAGGUGUACACAACCAAGACGUGUACGGGCUGUGGAUGGGUCCAUGACACGAUUGGCGGCUCAAAGGUCUUCCUUUGCCAGGGGUGUGGGUUGGAGACGGAUCGAGACAUCAAUGGUGCAAGGAACAUCUUCCUCAAGCACCACAAGCGCCUGAUGGGGGGCUCACUGCCCUCCUGA
Molecule: messenger RNA, 1668 nt
Organism: Klebsormidium nitens
Lineage: Eukaryota; Viridiplantae; Streptophyta; Klebsormidiophyceae; Klebsormidiales; Klebsormidiaceae
Source: the annotation of a GenBank genome assembly